This is a messenger RNA of Fulvia fulva, 2961 nucleotides long. RefSeq names its product Transcription factor. The transcript has 3 exons. The record is from RefSeq and is a predicted model, not a curated record. The coding region runs from base 1 to 2961 and encodes 986 amino acids. Gene Ontology annotation, molecular function: DNA-binding transcription factor activity, RNA polymerase II-specific; zinc ion binding. NCBI's taxonomy places the organism in Eukaryota, Fungi, Ascomycota, Dothideomycetes, Mycosphaerellales, Mycosphaerellaceae. Gene Ontology annotation, biological process: regulation of DNA-templated transcription.
AUGGUGUUCUGCACCUACUGCGGACAGUCCUUUACCCGGGAUGAACACCUGGAGAGACAUAUCCUAACCCUGUGUGUAGACACAAACGUAAAGCCAUUCAAAUGCUUCACAUGUCAUAUGUCCUUUGCGAGAAGGGAUCUCCUUCAACGACACUACACUGUCCAUGGCAGAGACCAGAACCAGCAAGAGAUACCCGCUGCCAAUGGCAUGAUACCUAAAUCGGCUGGGCGGACACCCAUUGCUUGCAGUAAUUGUGCCAAGACGAAGACAAAGUGUGACAAGAAGUUCCCUUGUUCGAGAUGCGCAGGGAGGAAUCUUCGUUGCACACUUCGUCCAACUCGACGAGCAUCGAAGAACGCAAAUCGAGUCGGAAUACCUCCAGAGGGGGCAGUGGCUCUUCCCAAUGGUGUCAUCCAGACAGUCGGCAUCGAGAACGGCGCACAUCCCCAACCGCCUACUGGCAGUCCACAACAGCAACCACCCACGUUUAAGCCAGCGAGUCCGAAGAAUGGCAUGUCCGCGAUCCCAGAAGAGAAGUCUGCAGCACAACCAACAGUCGAUGGGCCACCGACUCAGUAUGCAGACCAGCCUACUAGUGGACCGUCACCUACCGACUUCUCGCCGGCAAUGAACAAUGGCUUCAUCAAUAACACGCCAAUGUCCGGGUUUCAUGAUCUUCCCCACAUGAGCAAGGAUAGCUCUGAGGCCGGAUCGAGUCCAGAUUUCAUGCUGGAUUGGAGCCAGAUGCAGAUGCCGAUUGGGUACGACGGCAUGAUUGCACCCCAUAUGUUGAUGAAUCCGGAUAUGGGCUUCGACCCUAACCUUGUGCUUGCGGACGGCCAUGAUGAUCUGCUCACGAUAAUGCCUGACGUAGCGAAUGGUAUGGCGCCACCACUCAUCACACCUCUGGAAACACCCAAGAUUGAACGAUCUUUCUCAGACAUGGACCUCAGCAGAUCGGCAGCCGCGUUCCAUCAACAUCGUCAGUCAAUGGCAUCGGUCCAAUCCUCAUCACAUUCUGCUCCGCUGGCGCAGGCAGACAUCAACGGGGAGAUGCCAGCAAUUGUCGCUGCUCAGGAUGCUUGGUCAGUGUUCAAGUGUACUCCGAUCGUCCCAUCCACGUCUUGCCCGAAGACUGCCAAGGCCAACCUGGAGCGUCUUGAGGAAACCUUGAAGAACCACGAGGGCUGGAGCACGUGGAGUCCGCAAUGGGAAGAUGCCGACGUAGCUGGGGGUGACCACCUCACAGUCAUGCAGUUGCACGGGAGCACGCGAGACAAGCUGCUUGCCAUCACCCAAAGCUUCCUUCACAAAGCCCUGGAGAUCCAUCGCGAAGGUCACGACCGCAGCUCGUCGGGCUCUGGGUACCAUUCGCCAAACUCACAUUAUGCUUCAAACUUCGUGCUACUUCCGCCAGCUCGCGUUCUGGAGUUCUUCCUGCGCUCUUAUGCGAACUGCUUUGAGCGAUACUAUCCUCUUACUUCACGAGGCAUCCUGGACGCCAACGAGCUCAUGCAUUGUUACAACGACCGGGCUUCGAGUUUGUUGGUGCUGAUGAUGAUCGCUCAAGGCGCGAUGAACAUCCCGUCCACGGAUGCUCGCAUGCUCACCGGUGGCUUGACAGAAGCUUGUCGCAUCUCGCUCUUUGAUCUCAUCGAGAGGAACAUCAUUAUGUCUGGCGACCCGAUUGUCCUGCACUCAGCAUUGCUCUUCACCGUUCAAGCUGCCUGGAGUGGCGACAAGUGGCAAAUGGAUAUCGCCAUGGGCCAACGAGGGAUGUACUUCGCAAUGCUCCGGCAUUCUGGUCUUCUCGAGAAGACUUCGCAACAGUCGAACAUCGUCGGCGCUCACCCAAAUGCAGAUCAGCUUUGGAACGAAUGGAUUCAGAAUGAGUCUCGAAGUCGUCUCAUCUACUCGUGGGUAUUGGUUGACCAGGACCUGGCACUCUUCCAUGAUACUGCGCCGCUGUUCUCCGUGACAGAGUUUGGCGCGCCAAUGCCAGAUGCUGACCGACUGUGGAAUGCUAAGAGUGCUGCUGCGUGGUCAUCGAUAUUCGAACAGGUGCAUGAGUUCUCCGGUGGCUACUCCUCCAUUGGAUCUGGUGCAAGGCCGCUGUCGCUGCGAGACCUCUUCCGCCACUUCCUAGACGAUGAGAUGAUUCCUCUCGGUAUCGAGAUGACACCACUUCAGCUUCGCUUGCUGCUGCAUCCUCUCCAGUCCUUGGUCUGCCAAUAUAGUCAGCUACUCAGCUGCUUCUCGGACGUGCUGUCCAAGAGGGACGACGGCAACACUCCCCGCAAAGUCAGCGCUUCUUCCACAAGAAGCAGGCUCGAGGAAGUCCAGUCACUUCUUGGCCGAUGGUUUGACUUGGCAGAGCGAUAUCUCAAGGCCAACCCGACGUGUCCAAUGAUGCAAACAAACCUGGUCAUCUUCCAUCUGAUCAGCCUCAACGCAGUGACCAAAUUUCCUGAGGUUGAGCGUCUGGCACGACGAGAGAACUUUGACGGCACCUACCAGCAACUUGCAUGGACACAUAAGCGCUGCAUCCACGACAUCGAAGAGGCAGUCUUCCACUGUGGUCAAGUGUUCCGACUGAUCCGUGCGAUGCCUCGAGGCAUUCGUCCUCCAUGGUGGGCUGGCGCCAUCUACCGCGUGGCGCUCAUCUUGUGGACGGAUAGUCUCACGCACAAGGAGUCUGCAUCGCCGAACAACAACGGCAUGUUCCCGGUACCGGGUCCAUCGUUUGCCAUCGACAACCUAUCCGCAGACCAUCCCCUCAUCAUCCGGUACCUCACCAAGAGGGAAGGCGUGCCGUGUGUGACCAAGCGUGAUGGCUCACAGAUGCCACUUGACCGCGCCUACUCCGUGCUGCAACAUUCCAUCGAAGUCAUCGACGAGGGCGCCUCCAAUCGCUUCGCCGAUGGGAUCCGGUCCAAGCUGGAACGACUGGCUCGAGGAUGA